ACGUCACAACAAACGCCCCCGCACAGCCUAUCAGCGCCGCGGUCCCGCGGUCCCGGGGACCAAUAGCGGACCUGCACCAGAGAGAGGCUGAUCGACUGUCCGCCAUUUCAGGAUUCCGGACUGAAAGAAGUCGGUGAAAAAAAAAAACAAGAAAAGAAAACACCGAUAAGGUGGAGAAUAAACAGAGCCUGUGUGGAACAGCGACAGACGGAGGAGGGAUCGCACAGCCCUGCUGCUUCCUCUCAACUCCUGGGACAACCAGGCCUCCUCUCUCGGCUGAGCGCCCCCCUCCCCUCCCCUCCCCCCCCUCCCCUCCCCGCUGUGUGUCUGAUGCCCUUUAAAGAUGAGCCCUGCUCUGGAAGCCAUGGAAGGGGAGCAGCAACGCUACGGCAACAACAAGGGGGUCGUGCUUGAGCCCUUCGUGCACCAGGUGGGGGGCCACUCCUGCGUGCUGCGCUUCAGCGAGCAGACCAUCUGCAAGCCCCUCAUCCCCCGAGAGCACCAGUUCUACAAGAGCCUGCCCGUGGAGAUGCGCCGAUACAUCCCCCAGUACAAAGGAGUGGUGUCGGUCAGUUUCGAGGAGGACGAGGAAGGCAAUCUGUGCCUCAUCGCGUACCCACUGAACGGAGGAGACCACGGGGAGCUGGAGAAGAACGUGGACCUCUCGGACUGCGAGCCCAAGAACAAGCUGCUGAAGUGGAGCAACAAGAAGCCCGGUCUGUUACUGGAGAACGACAACUACAGCAAGGAGAGGGUCCGGCAGCACCGCAAGGAGGAGAAACUCAAGAGUAGCUAUAACCUGGACGAGGAGUUUGAGCGCCUGAAGAAGUCUGAGGUGCUGUACUGCAGCCUGGAGAAGGGCAACGUGGUGUCCCAGAUCAAGCACAACCCGUGGAGCAUGAAGUGCCACCAGCAGCAGCUGCAGAGAAUGAAGGAGAACGCCAAGCAUCGGAACCAGUACAAAUUCAUCCUGCUGGAGAACCUGACGUGGCGCUACGAGGUGCCCUGCGUCCUCGACCUGAAGAUGGGAACACGGCAGCACGGGGACGACGCCUCCGAGGAGAAGAAAGCCAACCAGAUCCGCAAAUGCCAGCAGAGCACCUCGGCCAUCAUCGGAGUGAGAGUCUGUGGCAUGCAGGUGUACCAGUCAGACUCGGGGCAGCUGAUGUUCAUGAACAAGUACCACGGGCGCAAGCUGACGGUGCCGGGCUUCAAGGAGGCGCUGUUCCAGUUCUUCCACAACGGGCGCUUCCUGCUGCGGGAGCUCUUGGAGCCGGUCCUGCGCAAGCUCUCGGAGCUCAAGGCCGUGCUGGAGGCCCAGGAGUCGUACCGCUUCUACUCCAGCUCUCUGCUCAUCAUCUACGACGGCAAGAAGGUGCAGCAGCAGCCCCGGCACCGCGGCGGAGAGGAGGGCGAGGAGGAGGAGGAGGAAGAGGAGGAGGAGGAGGAGGAGGAGGAGGGUGGGGAGGGAGCCUUCGCCUUCACCCAGCAAAGGAAAGUCCGGGGCAAGCAGGGCGGAAGCGCGGUGGGGGGCUGCAGCGGGGGUCCGGGGGGCAGCGGUGGCUCCUGCAGCGUGGACGUGCGCAUGAUCGACUUUGCGCACACCACAUGCCGCUACUACGGAGAGGACAGCGUGGUCCACGAGGGCCAGGACACGGGGUACAUCUUCGGGCUCCAGAAUCUGAUAGAGAUUAUUAAAGAGCUGCAGGACGACAGCGGGGACUAAAAUCUGGGCUAAGACUCUUUACUAGGACAGUGUUGUACGACAUCAAUAACGAUAAUGAUGGUGGUAGUGGUGAUACAACACAUUCUAACACAACGACCUGCAUAAGAAAAUGUAAUAUUAGAAAAGAACCAAUGGAAGGA
This is a messenger RNA of Acipenser ruthenus (sterlet), 1866 nucleotides long. Its product is annotated as inositol hexakisphosphate kinase 2. Gene Ontology annotation, cellular component: nucleus; cytoplasm. NCBI's taxonomy places the organism in Eukaryota, Metazoa, Chordata, Actinopteri, Acipenseriformes, Acipenseridae. The record is from RefSeq and is a predicted model, not a curated record. Gene Ontology annotation, biological process: phosphatidylinositol phosphate biosynthetic process; inositol phosphate biosynthetic process. The coding region runs from base 344 to 1726 and encodes 460 amino acids. Gene Ontology annotation, molecular function: inositol hexakisphosphate kinase activity. The transcript is spliced from 6 exons.